Molecule: messenger RNA, 1782 nt
Organism: Colletotrichum spaethianum
Lineage: Eukaryota; Fungi; Ascomycota; Sordariomycetes; Glomerellales; Glomerellaceae
Product: vanillyl-alcohol oxidase
Exons: 2
Coding region: 1-1782 (593 amino acids)
Biological process (GO): lactate catabolic process
Cellular component (GO): mitochondrion
Molecular function (GO): FAD binding; D-lactate dehydrogenase (NAD+) activity; D-lactate dehydrogenase (cytochrome) activity
Source: RefSeq, a predicted model, not a curated record
AUGGUCCAGAUCCCGGAACCCGUAGCACUCCCGCCUAACUUCACAUUGGAGCUAUUCCAAAAGUUCAUUGUCCGCGCUCAAGAGAUCUGCGGCGUUGAAAAUGUCCGCGUGGUCCCCAAGGACAAGCCGCUAGAAGGCGACUCGUACCUCAACCAGCCCAAAUCGCACGAUCACUUCCCCCUCUACGAGAAGUCAAAAUUGGUCGCAUCGGCCGUUGUCACCCCACGCCAUGUCCCUGACGUUCAGGCCCUUGUGGGCCUGUGUAAUGAGCUAGUCAUGCCCGUGUGGCCCAUCUCGCUCGGCCGGAACUUCGGCUACGGCGGUGCUUCCCCACGCGUUCCCGGCUCCGUGGUCAUGGACCUGGGACAUCACAUGAACCGCAUUCUCGAGGUCAACGUCGAGGGCGCAUACGCGCUGCUUGAGCCGGGCGUAAGCUUCCGCGAUCUGCACGAGUACCUUGAAAAGCACAACCUGCGCGAGCACCUUUGGCUCUCCGUGCCCGUCGGCCAGGGCUCUGUCCUCGGCAACGCCGUCGAGCGUGGCGUCGGUGCUACGCCUUAUGGCGAUCACUGGGGCAUGCACUGCGGUAUGGAGGUUGUGCUGCCAAACGGCAAGCUUGUCCGCACCGGCAUGGGCGGCGUUCCCAACCCGAAUGCGGACCUGAGCUUGCGCCCCGACGAGCAGCCGGCCAGCGAGACGUGGCAGCUCUUCAACACGGGCUACGGCCCUUACAAUGACGGCCUCUUCUCACAGAGCAAUCUCGGCAUCGUGACCAAGAUCGGCAUGUGGUUGAUGCCCAACCCCGGAGGCUACCAACCGUACGAGAUUACUUUUGAGAACGACUCUGAUCUGCCCAAGGUUGUCGAUAUCAUCCGCCCCCUGCGUCUGCAGAUGGUCCUGCAGAAUGUUCCCUUCCUCCGCCAUACGCUGCUGAACGCCGCGCACUGCGGGCCAAAGUCCAAGUACACCAACAAAGAGGGUCCAAUGUCAGAGGAGGAAGUGGACGCAGUUGCGAAGCAGCUUGACAUGGGACGGUGGCAGCUUAUAGGUGCCGUCUACGGACCCAAGCCCGUCCGCGAUGUCCUACUGAGUGUCAUCAAGCACGAAUUCCUCUCCAUUCCCGGUUCACGCUUCUUCCUGCCGGAGGAUCGCGCUCGCGAGAGCCCACUCCGUGCUCGUGAGCUGCUGAUGCAGGGCAUCCCUACAGUAGAGGAGCUGAGGUGUCUGAACUGGCUCCCCAACGGCGGCCAACUCUUGUGGGCCCCCAUCUCCAAGGUCUCGGGCGAGGAUGCAAAGAAGCAGCACGACGUGGCCAAGAACCUCAUCACCAGCUACGGCUUCGACUACCUCGGUGCAUUCGCCGUCGGGAUGCGAGAGCUCCGUAAGUAUCUCCCGCCCAUAAUAUACAAACUCGCCUCCCAGCUCGGUCAAUGGCAUUUGCUCCGAAACUCCGAACGGAAGAUCAAAACUGACAAAGGCUUCUCAGACCACGUGAUUGGCAUCCCCUACCGCCUGGACGUCCCCGAGGAUGUGACGAAGAUCAGGCAGCUGGCGCACAAGCUGAUCAAGGAGACGACGGCGCACGGCUGGGGCCAAUUCCGCGCGCACACGGCGCUGAUGGACCCUGUCGCUGACGCCUUCAACUGGAAUGAAAACGCGCAGAUGCAGCUGAACGAGACAAUCAAGAACGCGCUGGACCCCAACGGGAUCAUGGCACCGGGAAAGAAUGGCGUAUGGCCCGCGAGCUACGACAAGAAGAAGUGGGUGCUGGACGGCAACUAA